This is a messenger RNA of Pelodiscus sinensis (Chinese soft-shelled turtle), 2267 nucleotides long. The record is from RefSeq and is a predicted model, not a curated record. Lineage: Eukaryota; Metazoa; Chordata; Testudines; Trionychidae.
GUCUGGCGGGUAGUGCAGGCGUCUGUGUGGGGGGGGUCUGGCUGCCCUGCCCAGUGUGAGCCUCCCCACACCCAUCCAUCCAACCGUCGGGUGUUGAGCAGCCUCCCCAUUCACAUGGAGGGCGAGUGCAGGCACGUGCUGAGGACACUUGGGUCUCCAGGCACUGCCCUGCCCCCAGCAGUGCUGCCCGUUCCCUGGGCCCUGACAGUCGGAGCUGCUCCUGUCACGUGGGUGCCACAGAUUGCUCAGCGUGUCCCUCCUCCAGCUACUCCCAUCUCCUCUGCCUGGCCUGCUCUGGCUGCCUUGCUAGCAGCAGAAGAAAUCGCAAGCCCAUCCCUGAGCGCCAGCUUUGUCUGGAGAAAAGAGCACGGAGUGCGGAUUAGAGGCUCCUGGUGGACUUUCUCAGCUUACGCUGAAGCUUAUCCUCCGGGUGAAGCAGCAGGCCCAGUGGGGCUGGGGAUCCUGAGCCCGGAAAACCCCGACACUGCCCUGCCUCUCUGCAGAGCUGCAGCCGCGAUGGAAGCGAUUAUAACCGCGUACCAGGACUUCAUGAAGGGGGCAGACCCCCGCAUAGCCGAGUACCCCCUGAUGCAGUCUCCCUUCCUCAUGAUGGGCACCCUGCUGACCUAUGUCUACUUUGUGCUAUCCCUGGGCCCCCGGCUGAUGGCCAACAGGAAGCCCUUAGACCUAAAGAAGUUCAUGGUGGUCUACAACUUCUUCCUGGUGGGCCUCUCGCUCUACAUCGUCUACGAGUUCCUGAUGGCGGGCUGGCUGACGGGAUACACCUGGAGAUGUGACCCUGUGGAUGUCUCCCAGGACCCUAAGGCCCUUCGGAUGGUCCGUGUAUCUUGGCUUUUUGUCUUCUCCAAGUUCAUUGAGCUGAUGGACACAGUGAUCUUUGUCCUGCGCAAGAAGAACGAGCAGAUCACCUUCCUGCACCUCUUCCACCAUUCGGUCCUGCCUUGGAGCUGGUGGUGGGGAGCUAAGUUUGGCCCAGGGGGAAUGGGCUCCUUCCAUGCCAUGAUCAACUCCAUGGUGCACGUGGUCAUGUACACCUACUACGGGCUCUCGGCGGCCGGGCCCGCCUUCCACAAGUACCUGUGGUGGAAGAAGCACAUCACGGCCGUGCAGCUGGCCCAGUUCGUGAUCGUCUCCCUCCACAUCUCCCAGUACUACUUCAUGCCCAGCUGCAGCUACCAGUUCCCCAUCUUCAUCCACCUCAUCUGGAUUUAUGGGACCAUCUUCUUCAUCCUCUUCUCCAACUUCUGGUACCACUCCUACACCAAGGGCAAGCGGCUGCCCAAGGGGAGCCAGGACCCCCCCCUGCUCCAGCACAACGGCAGCAGCGCUGUCCCCAACGGCAAGGUCAAAGCCAACUAGAGGGCCAGCCCCUCCCCACGCCACGGAGAGCCCCAGGGCAGUGGGGGCUGGGACUGCCCCCUGCUCCUGGGUGUCUAUAGCCAAAUCAAGUGCCUACAGACUGUUGUACCCCAAGUGCUGGCGCCGCUCCCUGCUGCCGUCUGCCUGCCCUCUGCUCCCCCGUGCUGGGGGGCACCUGCUGCUUCCUGCCAUGUGAGCAGAGGGGCAGCCACCCACAUCAGCGGCAGAGGGGCCACAGCCCUGUCCCCCUGUGUCCAAAGGAACUUCCCCAUAAGUGCCUGUUUGCCCCUCUGCCAGGUUCCUCCCUGCACGGGGGAGUGGGACCAGCCACGUGGAGAAGAGGGGGUGUCGCUCCUGUGCCCCUCUGCUCUGUGCUGCUGCCUAGGAGUGCAAUGCCCUGAGCCUCACUCCUGCCUCAGGGACCCUGGACCCUUCCUGCUCCCGCCUGGCCAUGCCCUGGGGCUGCUGGGCUCUGGUGCUCCGGGCCGGCUCGCCCGCUCACUACUUGAAUGGGAGGCUGGGCCAGCUGCCCUUUCUCACCCAGGCCGGUUGCGCACAGGGGCCAUGCUCCCGCCCGGCCUCCUCCCUUCGUCCCGGACUGGCUGCGGCUGCCUGGGAGCGAGCCUGGGCUGGCCCAGCAGCUGUGCACAGUGGGUGGAGGCUGGAGCCCGCUCCCUCGGGUGCCCCCACUGGCCCUUUGUGCAGUGUCCCGCAGCAGUGCCCUUAGGCCCGUGGAGGGCAGGGGGUUGCUCAUGGGAUUUUCCACUCUGGCUGUAGCCAAAGCCUGGUGGGGGCACAGCCGGAGGGCGGUGGGGGCCGAGCACCCCUCCCCCAGAGCCGGGGCUGCUCUUGUGUAUCUCCAGAAAUAAAGAGAGAAGGAGGCAGGG